Zasmidium cellare ATCC 36951 is the source of this 1959-nucleotide messenger RNA. Its product is annotated as glycoside hydrolase family 78 protein. NCBI's taxonomy places the organism in Eukaryota, Fungi, Ascomycota, Dothideomycetes, Mycosphaerellales, Mycosphaerellaceae. Gene Ontology annotation, biological process: carbohydrate metabolic process. The record is from RefSeq and is a predicted model, not a curated record. Bases 1 to 1959 code for a protein of 652 amino acids. The transcript has 3 exons.
AUGUGGUUGACACUCCAUCCUUCUUCCUGGCACCAAUACACUCGAGCUCCAGCAUCUCGCCAUGUACAGCCCAAGAAAGUUUUCAACAUUACCGGAAAUGUGCAAAAUGCGAAUUCUCUGACCACCGGGCGAGGGUUUGCAACAUUCAUUCGCAAAUCGACUAGCGAUCCAGUGCCAGCCUUGACUCUGGAUUUUGGCCAGGACGUCGUGGGAUACCCUCAAAUCGCAUUCGCUGGAGCUUCAAACAAUACUCCAGGAGUCAGGUUGACCUUCUCAGAAACGACCGAGUAUCUGACGAACGUAUCUGACUUCACCCGGUCAGACAAUGGUGAUACGAUCACCCCAGGAAACGAUCAAUUCGCAGUACCUUCCCAGCCAUACACUUGGACAGAUACAAAUGGAUGCUUGUAUGGCAAUCAAGUAUGUGCCGACGGUCUGCAUGGCUUUCGAUACCUGCGAAUAGCCCUCGAUGCGCUCGAUUCGGAUGCUCCACAUACUUCCCCUAACGGCACCUUCAGGAUCCAGGACGUCUCCCUGCAAUUCACCGCCUUUCUCGGUACCGCAGACACCUACACUGGCUACUUUGAGUGUUCGGACGAACAGCUCACUCAAUGGUGGUUCGACGCUGCAUACACCAACGAGCUGUGUACCGACCACUUCCGCUCUUCAGAUGUUGACCCUCGGAACUCAUCAACGCCAACGCUGGAGGGUAAGCUGGUUCUCCUGGACGGGCCGAAGAGGGAUCGUGAUCCGUACGUCGGCGACAUCACUGUCUCUGGGCGGACUUCGUAUCUCACACAUGAUGUUGCCGAGGCUGCAAAGAAUGUCAUGGCAGAUCUGGCAGAUCACCAGCGAAGCGAUGGCUGGAUCCCACCAGCAAGCAUCAACGAUUACACCCUUCCUUUGUUCGACUAUCCACUACACUGGGUGGUAAGCGGCUGGGAGUAUGUACUGUACACCGGCGAUACCGACUACGCUCGCUCGUACUUUGAAAACUUGGUUGCAGUGCUCGAUCGCUGGUAUCCAUCGGUUACUGAUUCAAACAACCUGCUCUCCAAGGGCUUAAACGGAACCGACGGCUAUGGCGACUAUGCAUUCCUGCCACGUACCGCUGAAGUCACGUACUACAAUGCGCUGUAUGUUUUGGCUUUGAAAUAUGCCUCUGCGUGGGCUACAGCGCUUAACGACGGAGCAUCAUCGAAGCGCUGGUCGGAUCGAGCCUCGGUGGUAUCAUCUGCCAUCAACUCUCAUCUAUGGGAUGCGUCUGUGGGAGCCUACUUCGAUUCUAGCAACACCACAAGUGGAGUUCGCCACGCUCAAGACGGGAACUCUAUUUCAGUAUUGGCAGGCGUUGCUGACAGAUCCAGAGCAAAUUCAGCAUUGCAAUAUCUCUCAGCCCACAACUCUCGCUUCUACGGCAACACAUUCUACGAUGGCUCUCUUCCUGGUGUUGACAAUGCAACCGACCGAGUGUACGCCUUCAUCUCCUACUUUGAGCUGCAAGCACGCUUCGUGGCCAAUCAGACAGAUUCAGCAAUCGAGCAGAUUGAUCGCUUGUACGGCUGGAUGUCGAGCAAUGAUCCGGGCGUGACAUUCUGGGAAGGUAUUGGGCCCAACGGUACCAAGUACGAACAAGAGUUCACCAGCCUUUCUCAUGGAUGGUCCACUGGCAUCGUGCCUUUGCUUUCGAACUACGUCCUGGGCAUCAACCCAACUGGUCCUGGCUUUCAGACCUGGACCGUGAAGCCAUAUCCGCCAAGUCGGCUGUCUUGGGCGAAGGGUCAGGUUGCGACGCCCAAAGGCCCUUUCACGGCUUCGUGGCAGAAGCAGGGCAGAGGGGAUUUUGUGCUGGAUGUGCAGGCUCCGACUGGGCAAGGAACUAUAUCCGUGCCAGUCGGUCGAGGGCAGACUGUGCGCAUAGAUGGGAGGCCUGUGUCGAUCGGGGAAGCGGAGAGUUGA